Molecule: messenger RNA, 2788 nt
Organism: Crotalus tigris (Tiger rattlesnake)
Lineage: Eukaryota; Metazoa; Chordata; Lepidosauria; Squamata; Viperidae
Product: TBC1 domain family member 24-like
Exons: 7
Coding region: 94-1896 (600 amino acids)
Source: RefSeq, a predicted model, not a curated record
AUCCUUCAAGCAAGGACAAGAGAUGAAGUAUAUCAGCCCCACUGAGGGGACUUUGACAAAUUGCACUUUUGGAAAAAACACACAAAUUCCAGGAUGGAUAUCCUAAAGGACAGCAACUUGGCCACCACACAAGAGACAGUUAAUCCAAUUAAACAACCUGUGCAAAUCAUUGCCAAGGCUGGGAUAGGGGAUAGUAAUCCAGCUUCCUACCUAGGCUACAGUGCAUUUGUGGACCAGAGCAAAAUCUCCAAACUGAAUGAUCAUCAGGACUCUCAUGAGCAGUUCCUUGGCAAGUCUAGGAAAGAGCUAAAGAAACUAGCAAGGGAAGGAUGUUGGGCUGGAAGCCAUACCCUGAGAGCAAAGGCUUACCAGCACAUUAUCCAAGAUAUACCAUGCCGGCUAAUGACUGCUGAUGCCUUCGUCUACCAAGAUGUUGCCAGCAAGUUAUUUGGAAACCAGAGUGAAAGUUUGGAUCCCUUGCCUGAAUUCCUGGAAGGAAGCAUCAUGCCUGAAUACUGCCUCACUCCAGAAGGGAUAACGGCUUUGAAGAAAAUACUUAUCUGCAUUUCCAAUCUGUACCCUGAGAUUACUUACUGUCCUUUGCUCCCAGCUGUGACUGCUCUGCUGCUCCAUUACAGCCAAGACGAGGCCCAGUGCUUUGAGUUGACUUGCCGACUCCUCUACUCCAAGGCUCCCCACACCACCUACAUAGACCAGUCCUUCCUGGCUCAUGAGGCCUCCUGUAUGACCUUUGGGGACUUAGCCAAUAAGCACUGCCCAGCUGCCCAUCAACUGAUAGCAAGUUCAUCAGACAUCUUGGAGGUGUACUCUGAGUGGCUGGUGUGGCUCUUUGAUGAUCUUCCCUUUAAUUAUGUCAUUCGCAUCUUUGAUGUGUAUCUCUUGGAGGGGCAAAAAGUCCUUUACCGCAUUGCUCUGGCACUGCUGAAGCAAUACCGGCUCUUUAUGACCUCAAGAGGACAAGAGGUGGUUGACAUCAAGGGAAGCUUGCAGGCUUUCCUGUGGGAUAUCCAUGAAUACCUGGCAGCUGAAAAGCUUUUAGAGAAAGCAUUUGGCAUCCGACUUUUCUCCCGCAAAGAAAUCUGGCUUCUUCAGAUGGCUAACCGGAAGGCUCUGGUGGAUAAAGGAGUAACAAGGGUGCAGCACAGACAACCAUUCCACCUCAUUGUGAAUGCACAUAAUUUUAGUUCCACCAUUGUUAAGGCUCAAGAAAUGCGCAUUGUGUGGUCCUGGAUACCAGAACGAUUUUCUUUAUAUCCACCUCUUCUUUUAUUCUCAACUUCUGAAAAUGGAUACAGUUUGAGAAGGUUUUAUUCCUGCUGUGAAGGCUAUGAGCCAACUUUACUGUUGUUAAAAAACACACUGGGAGAAGUAUGUGGAGCAUUUCUUUCCUCUGACUGGAAUGAAAGGAAAAAAUGGGGAGGAACAACAAGCUUCUUUGGCACAGGAGAAUGCUUUAUUUUUACAGUGCAUCCUAAAAUGGAGCGAUAUGAAUGGGUCUUCAUCAAGAAGCCAGAACAAGCUAAAGCUCUACCUUGUUCCCAACGCCAGCGUUCUCCAUCUCCCUUUUCUUUGGAGAGUCACAAAACAACCAGCUCAAAUCACCUCACUGUACCAAAGCUAGAAACAAUUAAAUACCGUCUCUCUCCCUUCCUGGCAAUUAGACACUUCAGGUUGUCCUCCAAAACAGCUUCCAUGUUUAUGUCUGGAAGCCAGGAAGGAAUCAUCAUAGGGGGAGGUGGAGGCCAGGCUCUAUAUAUUGAUGCUAAUCUGAAUCAUGGAAGAACAGAACGCUGUGAAACAUUUGACAACCCUCCUCUCUGCCAGCAAAACUUCCAGGUCCAGCUACUAGAAGUUUGGGGAUUUCAAAACUCUUGAACUUCCUUUUUCUCCAUACGAUGGACAAUUUUUACUGAGAUUCCUCUCCAAAGCACUGCAUGUCAUCAGGUGAUGACUGAAAGAUGGACAUCUAAGCAGCAGGAAAAGAUCUUUAAGUAUUUUGGGUGGUUGCCCAUUAGUACAGUCCUUUUGGCCAGAAUUUCUGGAGCAUAACAAAAUAUAUUAGAUGAUGUAUAUUUACCUAUAACUGUUCUGCUUGGACUUUUGAAAGGAUUAAUUUUGAAAAAAAAUAUGGAAUUCCCAUCGAUCAUAUGCCUGCUUAUUCUGCUUAUUAAAUGAAACACAUGAAGCCAGGGAUUAUCCAAGAAUGUUAAUAUGUGAUUGGUACAAGGGCAAUUCGGAAAUAAACUUCCAUUUGGUUAUCGAUGACAGAUACUCGCAGAUACAGAACUUUUAUUAUACACAUUAGAAAACUACAACGUUACAUUACUUUUUGACAUAAUCGCCAUUCAAAUUGAGGCACUUAUCCUAAUCUCUCACAAAGUUUGAAAUUAUCGUGAACCAAUACCACGCCGGAAGUGAUGCCAUAGAAAAUCCCACAAAAUGUGAAGAAACCAAAGGCGUACUGCUAGUGAAGUUCACGGAGCAUGGUUUGACCAUCAGUUCAGAAGUCUACUGUGAAACAUUACGAAAACUCAGAUAAGCUAUCUGUAACAAGCAUUGGGGCAUGUUGACUUCCGGUGUGGUGUUGGUUCAUGAUAAUGCUUGCCCGCACACCGCUGGACGCAUCCAAGAACUUUUAAAGCUGUUUAGUUGGAAGUUUUUAAUCACACAUACACCAUAGCCCAGAUUUGGCGCUGAGUGACUACUAUUAAGGAAUUUUCAAACCUUGUAAGACAUUAUGACAAGUGCCUGAAUUUGAAUGGCGAUU